AUGAAAACUUUCUCCUCAAUUCAACCACCCCAUAGUUUCCAUUCCGCACCAUUUUUCUCUUCCACUCCCAAAAGGACUCAAGUUCCUUUCUCUGCAAGGGUCUUCUUUUGUCAUGCAAAAUCCGGAACAAAUGAGUCAUUAAACAUAAAAUUGUUGCCUCAAACCCUAUUAAUAGCAGAGAAAGAAGAAGCCAAGGCUGUAUUAACCUUGUUUUUGAAGAAACAAGGUUUGAGCAAUGCAAAUGCAACAAAAACCAUUAACCGAUCAGAUCCUUUUAUUGAUCAUCUUAUCUCAAAGCUUCACUCGAAGCACAAAACUUGGUACCUUUCAGGGAGAGAGCUUACGACUCUUGAAAUCAGGGAUGUACUUAUCUCUUAUCUUGAAUCGCUUUUCGAAGAGCACGGACAUAUUCUAGUGGAUGUAGUAGAAAACUAUCCAAACCCACCUGUUAGGGAUAAAUCAGCCGAACCGAUUCACCCUCCUAAUCCUAGUCUAGUGGUUGAGUCCAAGAAACUUAAAGCCGUGUCAGAAGUGAGUGGGGUAGAUCCUGCUGCGGGGAAUCUUCGUCCUCAUUUUGUUUAUCUCAUGCAACUUGGAAUGGAAAUUGACCAGAUUAGGACUAUUAUACGGAAGUUCCCAGCUUUCGCAAACUAUAGCUUGGAUGGUAAAAUUAAGCCGCUGGUCGAGUUUUUUCUUGAACUUGGAGUGCCACAAGAAAAAAUUCUUAUUAUCAUCUCGAAAAGGCCUCAAUUAUGUGGAAUCAGUCUAUCUGAAAAUCUUAAGCCGACAAUGGAAUUCUUCGAAUCUUUGGGUGUUGACAAGAAACAAUGGGCGAAGGUGAUUUACCGUUUCCCGGCCUUGCUAACUUAUAGCAAGCAGAAGAUUACUGAAAGUAUAGCUUUUCUCCUUGAAUUAGGCAUCUCAGAAGAGAGCAUUGGUAAGAUCAUAACUCGCUGCCCUAAUAUUAUUAGUUAUAGUGUAGAGGACAAUCUCCGGCCGACAGCAAUGUACUUCCGUUCCUUGGGGGUUGAUGUUGGCCUUCUUCUAUUCAAGUGUCCACAAAAUUUUGGUCUCAGCAUUGAGGCUAAUAUAAAGCCUGUAACCGAGUUUUUCUUGGAGAGGGGAUACACUUCGGAAGAAAUUGGCACUAUGAUUUCGAGAUACGGACCAUUGUACACUUUCAGCUUGACUGGGAAUUUGAUGCCAAAAUGGGAUUUCUUUUUGACUAUGGGUUACCCUAAAUCUGAGUUGGUUAAGUUCCCUCAAUUUUUUGGAUACAAUUUGGAACGAAGGAUUAAACCGAGAUAUGCGAGAUAUGCACGCGUGAAAAGUUAUGGGGUGAAAUUAUUGCUGAAUCAGGUUCUUUCACUAUCAACCACCAAGUUUGAAGAGGUUCUUAAAAAGAAAUUGAAGAAACUGCAAAAUGAAGAAAAUGAAGAAACUGUAAAAUAA
Vicia faba (fava bean) is the source of this 1452-nucleotide messenger RNA. Lineage: Eukaryota; Viridiplantae; Streptophyta; Magnoliopsida; Fabales; Fabaceae. The record is from the annotation of a GenBank genome assembly.